Molecule: messenger RNA, 4349 nt
Organism: Cryptotermes secundus
Lineage: Eukaryota; Metazoa; Arthropoda; Insecta; Blattodea; Kalotermitidae
Gene: Cmtr1
Product: cap-specific mRNA (nucleoside-2'-O-)-methyltransferase 1
Exons: 19
Coding region: 165-2750 (861 amino acids)
Biological process (GO): 7-methylguanosine mRNA capping
Cellular component (GO): cytoplasm; nucleus
Molecular function (GO): nucleic acid binding; methyltransferase cap1 activity
Source: RefSeq, a predicted model, not a curated record
GUGAAUUUACAUAUAUCUUUACCUCACACGUAUUAUUUUUUUUUUUUAAAUACUGACAUGUGAACAGUAUUUUCAGUAGUUAUUAAACGUCGAAUAUUGUGUUUCUUUUGUGAUAUAACAGACGGCACCGUUACAUUCUUCUUUCACUAUAAAUCUGUGUAAAAAUGUCCAAUUUUGAACUGCAGGGAACUAGGCUAAGUGAGAGCAGUGAAGAUGAAAGCUCGGAGCCCCCAAGGAAGCGGCUGUACUCCAAAUUUACUCUGGAUGGAACAGAGAGCAGUGCAGAUGAAAGCUCAAAGCCUGCAAGGAAGCGACUACACUCCACAUUUACUCUGGAUGGAACAGACCGGAGCAGCACAGACCACAGUCUGCCAGAUGAUGACCUUCAGUUGAGUGAUGAAGAGACUGAGACUAGUUUGAUGGACAACAUGGUGAAGCACAUCAAAUCUGAAAGGUUUUGUGAUCCCAAGGGUCAGAAGAUGAUGGAAAGAAUGGGCUACAGAGAAGGGCAUGGCUUGGGGAAGCAUGGCCAAGGUAGAGUAGCUCCAGUGGAGAUGUCUCAUCAGCGUGGCAGACGAGGUUUGGGUUUACACAUAAAAGGGUUAGAAGCUGCCACCCUCCAGUGGGAUAGUAGUCUUGAGGUGAUAUCAGUUGAGGAAUCUGUCUCAUGGCUGGAGAACAAGGUACAUGAAAUAUUCACAAGAGAUAUACUUAAUGGGUGGAUUAAGGAAGGAAGCAAAAAAAUGAGGAUUGAUGAUGAAACAAAAUUCUGUGAUCCUAAUUUACUUAGGAAUGUUCUUAGUUCUAAGAAUGUUUUUGAUAAACUGGAUCCAGAAGAAAUGCGAAAAGCUAGAACAAGAUCAAAUCCAUUUGAAACAAUCAGAGGUGGAUUCUUUCUGAAUCGAGCUGCCAUGAAAAUGGCUAAUAUGGACAGAGUUUUUGAUUUCAUGUUCACAAACCCAAAAGAUGAACACAAUGAAGAAAUAGUAGGUCCCCAUGACUUACUGUACUUUGCAGACGUAUGUGCAGGCCCAGGUGGCUUCUCAGAGUAUGUUUUAUGGCGCCGAUCCUGGAAGGCAAAGGGAUUUGGAUUCACUCUGAAAGGAAAGAAUGAUUUCCGCUUACAAGAUUUCUAUGCUGGUCCUUGUGAGACCUUUGAGCCCCACUAUGGCUGUAAAGGAAUGGAUGGAGAUGGAGACAUCUUCAAUCCUGAUAACAUAUCAGUGUUCUCUAAGUUUGUAAUGGAUCACACGCACAACUUAGGAGUUCAUUUCAUGAUGGCUGAUGGUGGCUUCUCAGUGGAGGGACAAGAAAACAUCCAGGAGAUAUUGUCAAAACAGCUGUACCUGUGCCAGUUCCUGGUAGCCCUAUUAAUUGUGAGAACAGGCGGUCACUUUGUAUGCAAACUGUUUGACCUGUUCACCCCAUUUAGUGUUGGAUUGGUGUACCUAAUGUACAAAUCCUUUCAGAGGAUUAGUAUCCACAAACCUAAUACAAGUCGUCCAGCGAAUUCUGAAAGGUACAUAAUAUGCCAGUGGAAACGAGAAGACUGUAAUAUUAUUGCUGACUACAUGUAUCAUGUUAAUGAGCAGUUGUGCAAAUUUGGUUCAACUUCAAAUAAGGAUAUUGUGGAAGUGGUUCCUCUUGAAGUUUUAACCUCUGAUCACAAUUUCUUUAACUAUAUAGUUCAUUCAAAUAACAGCCUGGGAGAGCGGCAAGUCGUGAACCUAGUGAAGGUAGCUGCUUUCUGUAAGGACACAAAUCUCGUAGAGCCCCAGCAAGCCGAGCUGAAGCGGCAGUGUUUGAGUUUCUGGGAAGUGCCUGAUAAAGCAAGAACUGCUCCGCCCAGAGUUGCACCUGAAGCAAAGUGUAAUGAAAUUCUCAAGAAAACCAAAGUUGGAUCUUCAGGGCUUCUGUCUGCCAAGGAGUCUGAAUUGGGACCUGAAAUUCUAGAAAAUGUGUUCAAAUCAGUUUAUGAUUGGCACUGCAUUGUUCUAGGUGCCUCUAGAGACCUCAGACAGGAUUGUUCAUUUUACUUAGGGUUGGGUCGUAACAGAGUGUUCAGGCUUGAUGGCAGUCGGUGGUUCAAAGUAGAGAACCUUGAACUGAGUCCGGACACCCUUCUAUAUGGAGAGAUAGUGAAGGAACUCAAAGGGGAGGGCAGGUCACAACGCAAGGUUUCAACAUUGCACAUUAUUGAUGCCAUUUCCCUUGGAGGAACAGAUAUAUCAGGAGAACAUCUCACAUUGAGAAUGAAAUUGUGUGCCAAGUUUGCAGAAGCUCUCAACAAGGAGAGCAGACCAGACCUUAUACCUAUACGUGUGAAGAAACUGCAUGACCUGGAGUGUGUUGAAGCAGUAUUUUCCAAGUUAACCCAGCGCAUGACCAAAGGAGCAGGAGGAAGUUACCGCCUGGUAUAUAAUGUAGAAGAAAGUGAUGAUAGGUUCUUCUUACCAGGUGGACUGAUGUUCUUUAAAGCUACUCAAGAACCGUGGAUGAGACACAUGAGCCGCAGUACUCUUCAUACAUAUUAUGGUAGUCCACAUGUAAGGGAGUCACUAUAUGACAGAGAUCGUCCUAAAGAAGCAUGUUCCAGUACCAUGAGUUGUUUCAAGAAUCGAUAUGUCUGGUGGUGGGAGCAAGGUGUCAAAGUUCAUGAUGCCCACACUGCUGAGGAAGGUAAACUGCACAGAGACCAGCUCGUAUCUUUUGUCCACAGGAAAUGCAUCCGCAGAACAAAGACAAGAUGAGUAUCAAGCAUCAGUGCAUCAGUCUACAAACAGGAAUCGUUAUUCAGUGAAUAAUAUCUUCAUAAAUAUUUCAAUGGAUAAACAUGACAUGUGGUGGAAAUUUCAUUGCUUCAGCUAGGGUGUAAAGAGCCCACAUUGUGAUCCUUGUGAGUGAGAAUUUUGAGUACUGUCUGGACACUGAAGGCAGUUCGUAGGUAGCUUUUCCAACUUUACCUACCAUUGGUGUAGGCUGCCUGCACUGCUGUCCUUGCACUCUUUACAACCAUGCAUCUUCAAGACCCAGUUAAACAGUAACAUAGGAAAGAAAUCACAUAGUUUCAGAUAUAUUACCAUAAUUCCUUCCUUUAGAAAAAUCUUUAUUAGAAUCUGUCACAACACAACAAUGAGAUGGUCAAGGUCAGUAUUACCUUAGCUACAUGUUUCGGCUUUUAAAGCCAUCAUCAGGCAAAUACACAGCCACUACACUCACAAACUAUUUAACUAAAUUGCAAUACGAUGGUAUAAUAGUGCUGGAUACUUGACACACUAUAAUAAUAUGAAGUAUAAAAAAUACAAUAAAAGUAUAAAAUUGAUAUAAAACGAAAGUUAUGCAAUUAAAAAUAUGGUUAAAACUAUUCAUGUAAUAUUUCAUAUUAUGAAGUCUGUUGUUGCAAUUGUAUUGUUAUAUUCCAGAGGACAUAUAGUGGUAUUAAUCUUGCCUUGUACUCGUAUGGAAAGGUUAACUGCUUGGAGGCCCGUGGCAUUAGUGCAGUAUUAUUUAGUAUUUAUUGUUUGACCGGUGCCUGAUUUUACGUGUAUAUGUCCGUUCUGGUGGGGAGACAGAUUGCACCUUGUCUCAUUGUUGUGUUGAGGUAGAUUCUAAUAAAGUUUUUGUAUAAUAAACACAACAGGAUGCACCCAAUGAAAAAUCCUUCUUUUAGUGUUAUACUGAAAGCAUUUUGGAACAGUGCAAACUACACAUAACACCAGUGUUUAAUUUACCAGGACUGGUUUGCUUUCAAAUGUAUACACAGUUUACAGUAACCUAUUCUAAGCAUCUUCGCAAAAAUUGUAUAUUGACUGUUAUCUUCACUAUAAUAUUCUGGGGGUAUGUUCUGCCACAGUUUGGUACAGGAUGUAUACAUGACAAUUUGUCAAGCAGGUUUUAUGAUGAGUCACAUUAAUCCAUCAGCAUUGCUAACAGACAGCCAAAUGUUGUUCAUUUCCAAAUUUAUUUGUGUGAUUCUCAUAAAAUUCAGUUUAGUUAACAUGCUCAAGAAAUUACCAUGGACCAGCAUUAUUCUGUUGACAUUGCCAUCAUAUUUAAUGUUAUAGGAACAUGUCUGUAUAUCACAGAUUGUAAUUUUUGACAUCCUGCUAAAAUUAGGAUUACUUUUUUGUCAGUGUUCUGUGCUGAUAAAUGAAAGGUUUCGCUUAAAUUAUUGCGCUGUUGAACACUUAUAAAUCUAGAAGUCUGUUCAGCCAAAGUUUUCUGUUGCCUGUGAACCAUUUAAUUUCACAGUGACUUAGUCAUAUAAGGGAGCAGGCGGUAGCAUAGUUGGUUGAGGCACUAUGCUACAAGCUGGAAGGUCACGGGACCAAAUCCUGAUGAGUUGGAUU